CUCUCAGCAGCAACAUAUAAGCACCCACGUUCUCAGUCCUGAAAACCGGAAUUCAACCUCUGUUAUUUUAAUGCCACCUUCAUCCACGUCUUCCUGCUACAAUAAAGAUCGAACCUUUUUCUCUGCGAUUGGCCUUCACAAGCAAUUCAAGCUUCUUUAUUCUUUUGUUUUCAAAUCUCAGGCGCGGGAAAAGUCAACUGCCGACCGAAGAACCGGAAAAAUGGCGAAACCAGCAGUUUACGACGCCGCCACUCAGAUCUACGCCUCUCCUAGACCGCCGGUCCAUUUCCCGACCGACCCGAACCUCUCGCUAACCUCCUUCCUCUUCAGCUCCGCCGCCGUCACUUCCUCUCCCGAUUCCGCCGCACUCAUCGACUCUGUUUCCGGCGAGACUCUGUCCUUCGGACAGCUCAGAAUCUACGUCAGCAAGCUGGCACACUCCCUCCGGUACAAGCUCGGCGUGAAAGCAAACGACGUCGUCCUGAUUAUCUCUCCGAAUUCAAUUCAUUUCCCCAUCUGCUUCCUCGCAAUCGUCUCCCUCGGCGCGAUUGCUACAACUUGCAAUCCGGCUUACACCGUCGGCGAAAUCUCCAGCCAGAUCACCGAUUCCAAGCCGAAAUUAAUCAUCACCGCCCCCCAACUGGUGGACAAGCUCGCCGGCUUCAAUCUGCCGUUGAUUCUGCUGAAUAAUGAUUACUCUGUUCUCCCCGAAUUAGAAUCCGGGACGGUCUGGCGGUACUCGGAACUGAUCGAAUCGGCCGAAGCGGAAACAGAGCUGCCGGAAGCAGAGGUGAAGCAGAGCAGCGCGGCGGCGCUGUUCUACUCGUCGGGGACGGGAGGGAAGAGCAAAGGGGUGCUGCUGAGCCACGGCAACUUCAUCGCGACGGCGGCGAUGGUGACGGCGGAUCAGGAGGCUUAUUCUGAGGCGAAGGAGGUCUUACUCUGCUUCCUGCCCAUGUACCACAUUUUCGGGUUCUCCGCGGCGACCUACUCGCAGCUCCGGCGAGGGAACGCGGUGGUGUCGAUGGAGCGGUUCGAGCUGGAGGAGAUGGUGAGGUGCGUGGAGAGGUAUGAAGUGACGCAGCUGGCGGUGGUGCCGCCGGUGAUGAUCGCUCUGGCGAAGCGGUGGGAUGAGAUGGGGGAGAGGUACGAUCUGUCGUCGUUGAGGUUGAUCACCUCCGGCGGGGCGCCGCUGGGGAAGGAUCUGAUGCAGGAAUGUGCCACAAAACUGCCGCACGUCCAUGUUGUUCAGGGAUAUGGCAUGACUGAGACUUGUGGAAUCAUAUCAAUGGAGAAUGAGAGGGAAGAAAUGCGACAUUCUGGCUGUUCUGGGAAACUAGUUCCAGGGGUUGAGUCCAAAAUAAUUGGCAUAGAGACGUCGAAUCCACUGCCACCCAAUCAAACUGGUGAGAUUUGUGUUCGUGGACCAAAUAUGAUGCAAGGAUAUUAUAACAAUCCUGAAGCUACGAGAGAAACAAUAGACAAGGAAGGAUGGCUGCACACAGGAGAUGUUGGUUAUUUCGAUGAACAAGGGCAACUCUUCGUGGUGGAUCGUAUCAAAGAGUUGAUCAAGUGUUAUGGGUUUCAGGUGGCGCCGGCAGAACUUGAAGGGCUGCUGCUCUCCCACUCCGAGAUAGUCGACGCUGUUGUCAUCCCGUACCCGGAUGUAAAGGCCGGCGAGGUUCCUAUUGCAUAUGUCGUCCGUGCGCCCAACAGCUCGCUCAGUGAAGCGAGUGUGCAGACCUUCAUUGCAGCACAGGUCGCGCCGUACAAGAAGCUGAGGAGGGUGACGUUCGUGGACAAGGUUCCGAGGUCUGGUGCUGGGAAGAUUCUCAGAAGACAACUGAUUGAACAAGUGCGAUCACAGACAUGA
This is a messenger RNA of Linum tenue, 1873 nucleotides long. Lineage: Eukaryota; Viridiplantae; Streptophyta; Magnoliopsida; Malpighiales; Linaceae. The record is from the annotation of a GenBank genome assembly.